This is a messenger RNA of Nematolebias whitei (Rio pearlfish), 814 nucleotides long. Its product is annotated as tumor necrosis factor ligand superfamily member 10. The record is from RefSeq and is a predicted model, not a curated record. Gene Ontology annotation, molecular function: tumor necrosis factor receptor binding. The coding region runs from base 2 to 814 and encodes 270 amino acids. The transcript is spliced from 6 exons. Gene Ontology annotation, cellular component: membrane. NCBI's taxonomy places the organism in Eukaryota, Metazoa, Chordata, Actinopteri, Cyprinodontiformes, Rivulidae. Gene Ontology annotation, biological process: immune response.
CAUGACGGGCUCCGGUCCGAAGCUCGGCGUCCUGCUGCUGGUGGCGGUGCUGCUGCAGACCGUGGUGGUCACCAUCACCGUGCUGCACUUCACCACGGCUCUCAACUCGAUGAAGGAGACGUUCGCCCGGAGCAGUGUCUCGUGCCUCACGGGCUCUGACCUGCAGAGCAUCAGGGCUGGCAGAGGAGAUCCAUGCUGGCAGGUCAGCGAGCAGCUCCACCUGCUCAUCGAGAAGUCUCUGUCUCAGCGUUACCAGAGGAGGAUUACAUCAGCAGUGAAAGAUGAAGUGUCUCGUGUGUUGCCCUCAGUUGUGAUGGAUGACAGGGCUUCACCUCGCCCCAAAGUCGCCGCUCAUGUGACAGGAAGCUUCGUGCCCAAACCGGAACAAGAGUCCACAGUUCCAGUCUCUGCCUGGCGACGAGUUCAGGGCCAGAAGAUCUUGUGGUGGGAGGGGGAAAAGGGGCUGGCGUUCCUUCAGGAUGUCCAGCUGCUGGACGGAGAGCUGGUCGUGUCGCAGCCGGGCCUCUAUUACAUCUACGCCCAGACGUACUUCAGGCACACCCACUCCCUGGAGGAGGAGGAGGGGGGAGAGGAGGGGGAGGACAGGGGGAAGCCUCUGCUGCAGUACGUUUAUAAAAAGGACCAGGAUGUGGUCCUCUACAUGCUCCACAGGACCGCCACACUCCGGGGACGUUGCAUGAGAAUCUCGUUUUUCACCGAGCGAAUGCAGAGCCACUCAUACGACCUCCUGGUCAGACAGGAGUCUCCUGCGGCGCCUCCUGGUCAGACUGGAGGCGCCGCAGGAGACUCCUGA